Messenger RNA from Xylaria bambusicola, 798 nucleotides. Its product is annotated as Ser-Thr-rich glycosyl-phosphatidyl-inositol-anchored membrane family-domain-containing protein. NCBI's taxonomy places the organism in Eukaryota, Fungi, Ascomycota, Sordariomycetes, Xylariales, Xylariaceae. The record is from RefSeq and is a predicted model, not a curated record. The coding region runs from base 1 to 798 and encodes 265 amino acids. The transcript is spliced from 2 exons.
AUGCGUUUUAUCUUCGCUUCCGCCUUGGCCUUUGCUGCCUCCGUUCUCGCCCAGGAUGCCACCGUCGGUUACGCCGUCGUGAGCGCUCCCGGUGACGGCGAGGUUGUUCCCGCCGGCAAGACCUACAACAUCAAAUGGAGUGCCGGUGGCUUCACUGGUCCUGCCACCAUCUCCCUCAUGGGCGGCAAGACCCCCUCUACUCUCGAGGUCUUGAACUCCAUUGGCAGCACUGAUGUUGAGGACGAGACUUUCCCCUGGGCUGUCGAUUGCUCGCUCGGCGAGGCCAAGACAUACGGUAUCAAGAUUACCGACAACGCCAGCAAGGGCGCUACUUUCCAGUACUCGUUCCCCUUUGAGAUCAAGGGCCCCUCGUGCGGAAGCAGCAGCAGCAGCGCCAGUGCCAGUGUCUCGGCUACUUCAUCUGCCAGUGGUUACCCCGUGUCUAGCAGCACCGCUGUCGAGACUACUACCUCUUCUGCCUACCCUACCAAGAGCCACAACUCGACCUCGUCGGCCGUUGAGACCUCUACCUCUACCUCAUCAUCCGCCGUUGAGACUAGCACCAGCGUGAAGUCGACCACCAAGGUCCACACCAGCACUCCCACCACUCUCAGCACCUCGGCCACUCCUACUACCACCGUCGUCAUCGUCACUCAGACCCCCACUGGCACUGCCAGCUCCAGCUCCAGCGGGGUCCCUGCUAGCUCCACCAGCUCUUCGCCUGUCCCUACUGCUGGUGCCGCUCGCACCGGUGCUGGUAUCGCUCUCGGUCUCGUGGCCGCCGUUCUUGCUCUGUAA